Messenger RNA from Pollicipes pollicipes, 1793 nucleotides. RefSeq lists its product as uncharacterized. NCBI's taxonomy places the organism in Eukaryota, Metazoa, Arthropoda, Thecostraca, Pollicipedomorpha, Pollicipedidae. The coding region runs from base 318 to 1793 and encodes 491 amino acids. The record is from RefSeq and is a predicted model, not a curated record. The transcript is spliced from 4 exons.
CGGAGACCAGCUCGCCUCACGGCCGGACGAAUAGGGGACCACACCUGGAGGUGUUACCCUCUCAGGCCUGGACGGAGGUCAAAGAGCUGCACGUGGAUGCCACCUCGUCAGCAUCCUUGAAGUGGACGGAGAACAGGCAAGGGCACCUGGAAACAACGUCAAAUGAUGACAGGACGCAGAUCGAGGGACCGCGCCUGGUUUCAGAAUCAUCAAAUAUCCAUGUGGGGAACAGAAGCCCGCGCGUGCUGGCUGCCUCGGCACGGGGACCGCCAGAUGGCCCAGAAUUGCACCAAGAGACCGGCUCAACCACGAGCAGGAUGGAGGAAAACAAACCACAGCUGGACGCCAAUUCAACAAAAGACGGGAGUGGAUUCCACGAACAGGACUUGGAUGGUAACAUCCCAGCACUCGAUGACUCGACGCAAGCCACAGAAUCGUACAGAGAGACAAUGAUGCCACCACCUACAACCGAGGGCUGGACGAAGAGCCCAAUACCUUACCGAAAGACUGUCACGCCUAAGUGGUGGACUGCAGCUCAGAACGCACAGGUGAAAGCCACCUCGCUCGAGACGUUGCCAGAAGACGAAGAACGCUACCUGGAGGCUACCUCACCAGAAAACCAGACAGAGGACGAUGAGUCAUCUCCGCAGGCCUCCUCGCCUGCAUCAGACGCCUGGCUGGGGGAGGACGUGGAUGCUAGGGUACUGCGACGGUCCGUGGUGGAGGAGCUGAACGGAGCACUGCAGCUUGCCGGGUCGCUGAACGACCUGCUGACGGACUCUGAGGAGGAGUAUCUACGCUCCUUGACCACGGGAAAAGAGCUCGGGCGAACCGACUCGCCGGCCGAAGAGCCGGCAGCCGCCGACUCGCGCAGUGACCCGGAGCGCGGCAUCGUCACCAAGUUCCUGCAGCUGGUGGAGUCGCAGCAGCGGCUGGGUGAGAACUGCACCGCCGGCACUGAGUUCCAGCUGGAGGGCGUGGUGGACCGGUACGGCCAGGAGCGCUUCCGCUACCAGGCCGAGCUCACUGUCAAGAUGGCCAACCUGCUGACCAGGCUAUGGAAGUACUCGCCCGACGUGAUGAACAGUGAGAACUUGCUACACGCGCUUGUCCUGUCUCUAAUAGAGGCCGACGGGGACAUUUUCGCAGCCGGCAACUGCUAUGACCAGGCGCAGUACAAGGACUACCACCUGUACUGUCCCUUUGCGUACCGACUGCCCGAGGGGACCAUUCUGUCCAAGGACUUGGCUGCGGAGUACGACUACAUGUCCAACACGUCCGAAUGGUUCUACAUCGCCAGAAGCAACGCUGAGCGGUCGAUCCAGAACGACGCGUCGCCCGGCUGGACUGGGUCUCGCACGUACGCCGUAGCGGCUGGCGCCAACAGCCCGCCCACCAAGGAGGUCAUCAAGCCGGUCACCUUCACCGACGGCUUCUGGAGCAAGCCCUACUUCGACUGCGGCGGCGGCAACAUCUGGAUGAUGACCUACACGGUGCCCUUCUUCGGCUUUGAGAACGGAAGCUACUUCUUCAAGGGCACGAGUGGAAUCGACAUUGACCUGCGGCGCGUCGACAUCGACCAGUGCCCGCAGAGGCGGAACAGCACCGACGUCAAUAUCUUCGCCGGUUCCGACAAAUGCAAGGAGAGAACGACAAAGGUGGGUGCCAUCGGCAUGAUCCCGCUCAAGAUGCUGUCGCCGCCCACCGGGGCCGCCUGUCGCGACGGCACCUGUCACAGCCACCUGUCACAGCCGGCCCGUCACACCGCCGCCGGCCCGGCGCAAACAUGUUGA